Molecule: messenger RNA, 1069 nt
Organism: Salvia splendens (bonfire salvia)
Lineage: Eukaryota; Viridiplantae; Streptophyta; Magnoliopsida; Lamiales; Lamiaceae
Product: putative phospholipid-transporting ATPase 9
Exons: 2
Coding region: 441-914 (157 amino acids)
Biological process (GO): phospholipid translocation
Cellular component (GO): plasma membrane
Molecular function (GO): ATPase-coupled intramembrane lipid carrier activity
Source: RefSeq, a predicted model, not a curated record
UCUAUGACCCACUUGUCCUUUUCCAUAAUUUGUUUUCGGAAAAUUUCAAGUUUAUGCGCAUUGAUUAGUAUGAGAAGCUACUUUCCUGUGAUUUUUUGUGUAUUUAAGGUGUGCAACUGUCAGUCAUAUCGGAAAUACUCUCAACACUUCUGAGCUAUCAUUUCUCUUCAAAAUCGUACUACUGUUUCAGCUGAUUUCUGGGCCAUCUCCAUUCUCUCUUAUUACUUCAAAGAUCCAAUCUUUUCAAGAUAAAAGGUGGAGCUGUCUUUGUUUAUUCAUCAGAUUCUCUGAAAUAUGUCACUGUUAGAGUCUGCAUCCUCUUCUUGUUUGGUGAAGUUUCAAUACUUUAUAGGUUUUUUGUGAUUUGGGGGGCUGAAUCUGAUUGACAGAAGCCAAAGUUUUGAUUUUGAGGGAGAGUGAUUGCUUAGCAUUGUUAUAAAAUGAGAGGAGAGAGAAGGAAGAAGCUGCAUCUCAGCCAGAUCUACUCAUUCAAAUGUGGUAUCGGAGGAUUCAAAGAUGAACACUCACAGAUUGGGAGGCCUGGUUUUUCAAGAGUGGUUUUUUGCAAUGAGCCAGAUGGUGCAGACACCAGCAUUAGGAGUUAUGCCACAAAUUAUGUGAAAUCUACCAAGUAUACAGCUGCAAGUUUCUUGCCUAAGUCUCUGUUUGAACAGUUUAGGAGAGUGGCUAAUUUCUACUUCCUUGUCACCGGCUGCUUGUCCUUCACGCCCCUUGCUCCGUAUACCGCCUCCAGUGCCAUCCUUCCGUUGAUUGAAGUCAUCGGAGCAACCAUGGUUAACGAGGGCAUUGAAGAUUUUCAACGGAAGAAGCAGGAUAUUGAGAUCAACAAUAGGAAGGUAAAGGUGCAUCAGGAUUUUCAAGGAGACGGAAUGGCGAAAUCUGAGAGUGGGUGAUUUAGUGAAGGUGGAGAAGGAUCAAUUCUUCCUGUUAUGAAAGUAUGCAAAAGAUCGAUGAUAACAACAACCAUGCGGAAAAAGAAAGAACACUAGAGUUUUACGUGGUUCGAUCGUAAGAUCUACGUCCACGGCCAAAGGCAAUAUGAUUCAGU